CAUGACCUGCAGAAAAAGUCAGUCAGUCAACCCUCAAAAUUUCCUGGAAAUUAAUUUUCCACACUGUUUCUCCUCUAUCUCUCUAUUGCCUAUGCAAUAUAUAAAUGAUGCAUUCAUUCAUUCAAUCAUUCACAACCUUCAUAAUCCCCAAGUGUAAAGCAACCAAUUAACUCCAUCAAAGGAUAUGACCAUGGCCACUACUUAUGCCAUCCACCGGCAAACCACCGGUUUCCCCUCGUCCUCAUCGUCGUCUUCCCCUCCUCCUCAACCCGGCUUGCAGAACCCGAAGGAAAAGGACCACCAACCACCCAUCACAUUCCACGUCACAAUCCCUUUCAGCCUCCCAGUCUCUCCAGAAUCAGCCGCGAGCAGGAUCAUCAGGAACAUGGGGAAGUUCGGGUUGUACUACUUUGAAUUCGUGUGGAUCGUAUUGUUUGUUGCCCUUGUCCCGCAACGCAAGGUCUCGGCCAUCAUCAUGGCGGCAACCAAAGAGGCUGCAAUCGUGUACCUUCUUCUCCUGCGUGGAGUCCCUGCGAGUCUUGUUCUGGCCCGCAAGAUUCUUGACCGGAAGCUGCUGGUUUUGGGACUGCUAGGUGUGGGUACUGGGGCGGCGCUCGUGGCCAUGCAUUCCGGCCUUCAUCUGCUCAUCACUCUCGCCGCGACUCUCCCUCUCGUCUUAGCUCAUGCCGGGCUCUGGUCUGGUUGGGGAGCGGUUGAUCCAUUGUUGGAGAAUGAUGAUAAUCACCAAUAUGCUCCACUUGUUUAAGCUACCUAUACGCCAAAAAUAUUCGGGGACACUAAGAAUUUGACACGACUGUAACACUACGCUUCUUACAGGCAUGCACAAACAAUAAGUGCGUGUAAACAUUUAUUGUUUGUGUAUGUCUCUAAUAAGUUUGGUGUCAAAAUUUUGGUGUCCUUGUGGCCUAUUCAUACCCAUGCAACUUCUUGUAGUAAAUGGACUUUUUCCUU
Messenger RNA from Cuscuta campestris, 972 nucleotides. NCBI's taxonomy places the organism in Eukaryota, Viridiplantae, Streptophyta, Magnoliopsida, Solanales, Convolvulaceae. The record is from the annotation of a GenBank genome assembly.